Nomia melanderi (Alkali bee) is the source of this 2505-nucleotide messenger RNA. RefSeq names its product cyclin-dependent kinase 2-interacting protein-like. The record is from RefSeq and is a predicted model, not a curated record. Lineage: Eukaryota; Metazoa; Arthropoda; Insecta; Hymenoptera; Halictidae.
GUCUAUACUUAUCAUUUGUGAUUUUUGUAAAUGUACAGUUCGAGCUGCUUAGCAGGAACAUUAUUGUCAUUGGUUGUCUUUUGUCAAAAAUACUAUUUCAUUUUACAAUAAUUAACCAGUAAUGAAGCAAUUCUAAUUAGCAUAAGUCUAUUAUCUCAAAUAUAAGUUUCAUUAUUACUUUUUUCAUAUCCUAAAUACGCAGAUUUAAAAUUAAUAAUUUGUAUAUACUCACCUUCCAUAUUACUAUACAUAUUGUUUGUGUAAUAACUAUUCUAAAUUCUAUGAACUCGAAUAUUUCUACCUGCAUAACUUCUGUUUAAUAUUUUUCUUAUGCACUCAAUUUCUUUUUUAACUGUACAAUACAAUUAUUAAAUAUUAACUUUCUUUAUUUAAUAACAUGUUUUUAUAUUAAAAACUUUUAUUGUACCAUAUUCAGCAAACUUAAGAUGAAUACAGAACAAUUUUCUCCAGUUAAUGAAAUUCAAUCAAAAAAACCAAUGCAGGGAAAGAACUUAGUAGGUGCAGCUCGACAUAUACGUGAUUUAGCUGCGGAUAUCCAUGCAAGUAUACAACAGUGGAAUGCAACUCAUUUACAAGGAAUAACAUUAUUAAAAGAUAUAACGCGAGAAAAACAGAAUUCAUCUUAUUCUCAGCUUCUACAAGAAUUAUGUGACAAAUUAGAAUCCAUUUGCAAUACAUUGGAUUCUGUCGUAAAAAAUUUUAUUCAAAUUGCACACCAAAUAAAAUUAACAACAUCCUUAGAAAAAGAUACGGAUAAGUUAUUUACAACAUGGCCUAUUACUAAAUUUGGUCAAAUAGCAGAGGUAAUACAUACAAUGUAUUCUGAAGAGGCUAAGAUGAAACGUAAAGUCUUUGAAGAUAUAGCUCAUCAGUAUACAGAAUCCUUGAAAAUGUUAUAUCUUGCUACAUGGGUACAUCAACCGUUGUUACCGGAAAGUCUAAUAAUAUGUUUGGAAUCAUUAUUGAUAGAAACUGGACAUAGAUAGUUGUAGUUAUUGUUGGUACAUAUCUUGGUAAGUAUUUUUGUAACUUUAAAACUGAUUUGAAGUUUAUAAUUAACUUUUUGUACACAAUAACUUGCAACUAUUGAAAUAAAACAAACAUUAAUAGAAUGUUCAUUUAUUUGUGGCUUUUGAAAUACCAUCUGUAUAGUUUCACAAAAAAGAAAAAGAAAAUAUGGAAUUAUUACAUAUAUAUAUACUCAGAAUCCAAAGCGCGCUAUGAAAUUGUUUACAAUUGGUACCUGAGAUCACAAAGAAAUACAGAUAUAGACAAGUACAAAUGUGCUAUAUUUUCUUUGCAAAUGCAGAUUCUAAAGAAUGUAUCAUAGAUACAAGGAACCAAACCUGCAAAGUUAAUAUAUUUCAUAGUUAGUUAUAAUUAAUCUAGUAGUUACUAGUGCCAUUAACGUUUAAUCAUAUCAAUAACUUCUUAUACACGUAUAAUACAUAUUUACAGAUAAAUACAAAAUUAAUAAUAUCCACUGUACAUAAAUGCUAUAACAACGUGGAUGGAAUUAUCUUAUUGAUGUUUAAAGUAUUCUUAAUGCAGUAUUUGUAUAAAAGCUGUAAGCAAUCCACCUGAAUUCAUAAAUAGUUGCUUUAAACUUUCAAAAUUAUCGCAUUUUUAUUCUACAAUAUUUUCUUUUACAGCUGUAACGAAAUUAUUGAUACAAUAUAAAUUAAUUUUUUUUCUUAUUCAUCGAUGAAUAGAAUCACGUUAGAGAUAUUGUCCUAUUAAAAAAAAAAGAUUAUUUGCAAUUAUAAAUUUAGAAAGUACAUUGCGAAAUAAUUUGUGCAUGAUCAUUUUUGUAGCACUGUAACUAAAGUCAAGAUAAUGUAUACGUAACUGACAGUAUAAUUAAUAUCUAUGCAAAAUUACAUUUACAAAAAACUUCUAUAUUUAUAUUUUUAUAAUGUUUAAGUUAUAGUUCUAGCAAGUCUAACUUCUUACUUUCUGCCUCGUUUACGUAUGACUUAAGUUUUUUUCAGGAGACUGCUCUAAAACUGUAACUAUUAAUUGCAUUAUGUGUACGAUUAUAAAGACUGUUUACCAAAAAUGAAAAAUUCUGAUGUGUAGUAGUAACAUCUUUUUUUAUGUUGAAAUUUAUUCGACAAAGUAAAGCUUCUUUAAAGACAACAUCAAUGCUUUUGUUAUUGAAGUUGUAAUCUUCUUGCAUAAGACAUAUAUUAUAUAAAAUAAAUAUAACAGAAACAGUCUUAUGUACAUACACAUACCAGAAUAUUAGACAUUAUAUUAUUUUAAUAUUGAUAUUGUUCAUUCAAAUAUGGAAGUUAUAUUAUAUUGAUUAUGAUACUGUCAAAAAUUCUAUAAAAAAAUAUCUACACCAUUGUGUAAUUAUAUGCAUACAUAUACAAUUUCAAAUAAUUGUAUAAUAAAUUCAGUAUCUUUAUACACUAUACAUAUUAUUUUAAUUUGUUUAGGAACAUUUUGCACACAAUCAUCCAAGAAUCAACUUCUAGU